AUGUCGAAAGACGACGCCCAACGACUGUUGAAGAAGGUUUUGGGGUGGAAAUUGUUUGAGGAGGAAGGUGGGCUGAAACUGCAGUGCUUGUGGAAGUUGAGGGAUUUCGGUUGUGGGAUUGAACUUAUCAACAGAAUUCACAGAGUGACGGAGGCUUCGGGACAUUUCCCCAACGUCCAUUUGGAACACCCGAACCAAGUGAGGGCUGAGCUCUGGACUAGAACCAUUGGAGGAUUGACUAUGAACGAUUUCAUCGUUGCUGCCAAGAUAGAUGCGAUUAAAAUCUCGGAUCUCGCGCCCAGGAAGCAGGUUUGGGCAUAA
Molecule: messenger RNA, 321 nt
Organism: Linum tenue
Lineage: Eukaryota; Viridiplantae; Streptophyta; Magnoliopsida; Malpighiales; Linaceae
Source: the annotation of a GenBank genome assembly